Molecule: messenger RNA, 1263 nt
Organism: Phaeoacremonium minimum UCRPA7
Lineage: Eukaryota; Fungi; Ascomycota; Sordariomycetes; Togniniales; Togniniaceae
Product: putative carboxy- -muconate cyclase protein
Exons: 1
Coding region: 1-1263 (420 amino acids)
Molecular function (GO): protein binding; 6-phosphogluconolactonase activity
Source: RefSeq, a predicted model, not a curated record
AUGCUGAAACUAAUCUCAUUUCUUGUCACGGCAGCGCUGGUCUCUGCUGUGCCCUUUCGCCCUGUCGCUCGCCAGGGUAACGCUCUUUUCUCGAAUAGCACCGCUGGAAGUAGCCUGCUCGUCAGUGGUCCUGGUUACAUUACCGGUGUUUCAUUUACCAGCAAUGGCUCUUUUGAGAUAACCUCAAAUUAUGGCGCGCCCGGAACUGUACCAAGCUGGCUACUCCCCAAGUCCCCGACCGAGUUCUAUUCGGUGGACGAGAACAGCAACACUAUAAGUCUGAAUUUCCUGGAUGAGCCCAAGAGGAUUUUCACAACUGGCUCUGCCGGCCUGGUACACCUCGAGUAUAAUGCGGAUCGAACCAGGAUGCUUGGCGCCGCAUACGGAAGCGCCAAGAUUGACAUCUUUGACAUCACAGCCAGCAACGAGAGCUUCAGUCUCGUUGGAUCGAUAGCCUCCACGGACACCCCUGGUCCAGGGCAGACGGCAGGACAUCCCCACCAAGUAUUAUUGGAGCCAAGCGGCCGGUUCUUUGUCGUCAACGAUCUGGGCACCGACACGCUUCUCGUGCUUGAUGGUGCGAGCAGCGACUUCUCCGUCGUCAACCACUUCCACGUGACGCCUGCUGGAUGUGGGCCGCGGCACGGCGCCUUCUUCCCUCCUCCGGAUAGGGGCUUCAGCCAGGCCAGCCACUACAUGGUCGUCUGCGAGACGCUGAACCUCAUCCUGCUGUACAAGCUCAACUACACCAAGACGUCGAUCGACUUCACCCCAGUGCAGAAUAUUUCCACCUUUGGGGAGGCCUUCCCGCCUGCGAACGCUACCAGCGCUCGUGCCGGUGAGCUGCUUCUCGACCUCAACCUGCUCACGCGCCGGGCCGACGUCUACGUCACGAAUCGCCUCACCGGCAACGAUACAGACAGCAUCUCGCACUUUGCGCUUGCCGGUUCGACCGAUGGGCCGCUGAAUCUGAUGUUCUUGGACUCUGUGAGCUCCGGAGGGCUCCUCCCUCGCUCGAUCGCCCUGGGCGGUGACAAAAGCACGCUGUUCGCUACAAACCAAGGCGGCAAGAGUGGCCUGGCUGCGUUUGCUCGCGACAAGCAGACGGGCGUGCUGAGCCCUGAGCCGCUUGCGAGCCUGGACAACAGCGAAUUCAACGAUGGCCAGGACGGGUUUGGGCCGCAGUUUGUCGUGAGUCUGCCUACAACUACGGGCGACUCUUCGAGUCCGACCAGUAAGACGAUCUCAGCGUCAGCAUGCUAG